CUCGCCCGCCCAGCACCCACCGCAGGUGGGGCACCAGCCGGAGCCCCGGCAGGGGCGGGAAGACAAGUUGGAGCCUGCAGCUGCUGCUGGGGAGGGGGCACCAUGAACCAAGGUGUAGGCUAGUGUGGCUGGCAGGGUGGGCGUGAGCUCGCUGGACUGGGCACCACCUGGACCCUGGCAAGAGAGAGACUGACAGACCAUGAAUGCCCCAAGGGAGUGUGCCCACCCUUAAAACCGCCUGCCGCGAGGUUUGCAGCCAUGAGCAGGUGCCCAAGCGCUGAGGGAGCACAAUGAAUGGCGGCGAUGAUUGCUCUGGUGUGGAUCGAGGCGGCCGCCCAGCAGUCACACCCGUGCCUGUGGGCUGGCAGCGCAGGGUGGAGGAGGGCAGAGUGCGCUAUAUCAGCCCCAGCGGCACAAGCCUGGCUUCGUUGGAGCAGACACGUGCGUACCUGCUGGCAGACGGCACUUGCAAAUGUGGCCUGGAGUGUCCCCUCAAUGUGCACAAGGUUUUCAACUUCGACCCAGCAGCUAUGGUGACGGGGAGCGAAGGCACCAAGGCAGACGAGGACAUGACCAAGCUGUGCAACCACUGGCGGAAAAUCGUGGCAAUGGCCACGCUCUACCGCAGCAUGGAGAGCCAUGGACCGCUAAGCCUGCCACAUCUGGGGCCAGGGGGCGGGCUGGCCCAGCCGUCUCAGCCGACCACGGCAGGACCCAGCAGUCGCCCACAGCAGGCCCUUCCCAGCAAAGCCUCUGCCACCUUGGCCAAGGGCCCGGAACUCUACUUGCAGUGCCCCUCCGAUCGCUACGGCAACACCUGGCCCAGCCAGGCCUCCUCCUUUCCCCGCCACCACAACGCUCUCUUCGGGGACGUCUUCCCGGGCCGCCUGCCUGCCACCCCCAACGGCAACACCCGCCCAACCUUUCCAGCUGAACUGAACACCACCGGAAGUUCCUUCCUGCCCGGCAAGGCCCUCCCGGACGCACCGCCCCGGCCCUACCCUCCCAGCGGCCUUCUCUUCCCCCCGCCCGACGAAGCGGUGCCUGGUCCGGAGGGUGGCCCCUGGAGCAGUCGCCCGGUGCCCCUUGGCUCUCAGGCGAGUGCCGCUGGCUCCCCGGCCCCCACCAGCCUUUCCUCUGUUUCGUCGCCGGCAGGCAGCACUGCGCCCUCCCCGCAGCGCUCCCGGCACUCCUCGGCUUCCUCGGAGCAGGGCCUCUCUGGACACCGCCUGGCUCCCAAACCCUCCGGCUUGGACGCAGCGCCCCUGGCCAACGCCUUAACCCACCAAAGCAGCAAUAACCUGCCCUCAGUGCCCUUAGGAGUUGUCCCGGAAGGCAAAGGCCCGCCCGGACUGCUGCUCCUCCACCCCCAGGGCCCGGGCUCUUUCCCAGCCAGCAGUUUGUUGAGCGCAGCCGCCAAGGCCCAGCUGGCCAGCCGGGGGCGCCCCGACGAGCUGGCUGCCAGCACUUUACCCAGCCGCUUGCUGCUCUCCGUGGUGGGGGGGCGGGCACCUCGCCGCCAGCGCCGCUCCCCCACCGUCCUGCGCCUGCUCAAGGACUCCCAUUCAGGGCAGGCCGGGGCCACCCAUCCUGAGGAGACGCCGACCCGCCAGCCCCGGCCUCGGGACCAGCCGCCCGCAGGAGAGGCCAGGAAUGGAGCCCUGAGCUCGGCAGCCCCGGUGCAGCCCCUGUCGUCCCUGCUCAGCCUGCUUGCCCCUCCUGUGAGCUCACCCACCCCUGGCCUCCCGCCGCUGCCCCAAAGCCCUGCUGGCGACAGCCCAAGCUCUUUGCCCUCCUUCCAGGACUUCAACAGCCAGCUCCUCAGUCUCUUUGGGCAGCUGGCCUCAGCGUCUUCCGAACAGUUCUCAGGGAGCCCCCCACAGCCGAAACCUCCUGUCUCCCCGCUCGGAUCCCUCGGCCCCCCAGGUGCCGCGUCUGCUUCACCUCUGACUCCCAAAGCCCCUCCAGCACCCAGCCCUGUGGCCGCCAGCGCAAUGGAAGGCGGGGCCCUGGGCUGCCCGCUGCCCUCGGCCACUGACCCUUUCCCCUUCCUGGCGCAGGAACAGGCGCUGUCGUUUGGGAACGCUCUACCUCCCGGGCUGCUCCCGCUGGGCUCCUUCCCCUUCUCGCUGACCCUGGGCCCGGAGACGCCGCUUCCCCCUCUGAGCCUGCAAGGGGAACCAGAGGGACAGCCCUUGCUGCCCCUGGUGCUGCCCAGCCUGGAUUUGCUGCAGCAACAGAGCGGACUCCUGGCCUCUCUGCUGGCCCUGCCAGAGGCGACGUGCGAAGGCGAGAGGGAAGGAGCGGCCGCUGAGCCCCUGCUGGAACCAUUCGCCGGCAUCCCCGAAGCUCUGCAGCCCCUGCUGUUCCCAGCACUUUCCACCCCUCCGGCUGUCCUAGCUUUAAACUCAGCACUGUUGGCGACCAGCCUGGGUCCUUCCGACGCUGGGCCGGGCCCCACACAGGCUGGCCUGACAAGCACUCCUGUGGCACCUACCUCCACUAGCACGGCAUCAACAACUACUGAGGGCACCCCCAGCGCUUCAGGGCGGCUGAGCUCCCUGAUGCCCCAGCUUGUCAAUCCACUGCUGAGUACCACACUUCUGGGUGACCUAUCGGCGCUGAACGCUGCCUCAGGCCCCUCCCUGAUUGGAAGCCCCCUGCUCCAGGCCCAGCAGCCACUUCUGCCGCCCAACCUGCAAGGGCCUCUUGGGCUCCACCUUUUCCAAGGCCAGCUGCCCCUUCUAGCGGGCUCCAACCCCUUGGCCUGCCUCCUCCAGAGCUUGCAACUGAGCCCCGGCUUUGGUACCCCAGAGAAGCCCCUGCUCCCAAGCGAAGCUCCAGUCCCAGCGGUGUCCAGCAUGCUCCCUGUGCCGGAGACCGAGCCGGGCCUCAGUGCUGCGUUGCCCCCUUCCAUGGACACUGCCCCCACAAGUGCCUUAGAGCCACCCAGAGCCCUUGAGCCCACCCGGCAAGGACAGCAGGAGGCCCCACUGGGGCAGGAGGCCAGCAGCCCCCGCUCCCCCCUCAAGCGGCCCCGGCGAGGCACGGAAGAGCUGAACGGGGACUCCGCCAGCGGCAGCCUCCCACGGGGGCCAGGGCGGGGUGGCAAGUCUGGCCGGCGGGGCGGCGGACGGGGCAGAGGCAGGCAGCACUUCAACGGGCAGCUCCCUGAGCUGGGAGCUGGACACGCCUCCCACCCUGCCUGGCGCUGCAACGGAGAGAUGGUGGCCAGCAGCGCUGAAAGCCAAGCGAGUCCGUUCGCUAUUCAGGAGAUAAAGGGCCCACCUGGAAGGCGACCGUCCCGACGUGGCCGGAGGAGGAAAAGCAGCGGUGCCCGACCCAGUGCCCGACCUGAAACGACACGGAUCCGGGGCCCCAGUGCAGAUCCAGGGCCCAGCCCUUUGGUUGACUACACUGUUGCUCGGCGCCCACGGCCUGGCCGGCCCGUGAAAAACAGGAGGAGGAAACUGCCCACAUAGCGUCGCCUGAACUGAGGGGGGGGGGGCCCUCCACCGUGGUCUGCUUCUAAGCGAACAGAGCUUAGGACAUCCCCGGCUUCUGUCUACCUCCCCCCAACCCACAACCGCCUUUCAUCUCCGGUGCCCAGCCCGUGGGCUCGGGUUGCGGGGGAGAGGGAGGACGAUACCAGCAAGAGGAUUUGUUGCUGCUGCUGCUGCUGGGCUCUUGGCGCCUUGGCCAUGAAUGUGUUGUAGCUUCACCAGUUGCCUGGGUCCUAUAUCUCUCCCACAAGGGACCCCUGAAAGCACAAGGUGCAGCUGCGGUUUCAACGUUUUGUGCGGAGGGGGGUGCGGGAAGAGGUUGGAGGGGCAAGACCGGUGGAGGGGGGGGCACUAGAGCUGGACAUGCCCAUAGCACUUCUUUAAGCCAUUUCUGCAAUGCUCGUAGCAGUGCAGUAGGCCUCUCUUGCCCCUGCUUUCGUGUCUCCCCCACCCUUGGUGAGACCCCCCCCCCUCCUCCGUUUGGGUCUCAGAACCUCAGCAGGAGUAGCAAGGGCUGUGUGCUCCAGGAAGGGACACCACUGCCCUUUCACUUCCCACCUUUACCUCAGACCUGCGUGCGCUGUGGCACCCAGGUGAGAACCGGCUCAGGGUUUUAGUACAAGAACUCAGUCUUCUCUUUCUCUCUCUUCGCCUCAGCGCGCGCACGCGCAUGCGCGCACACACACAAGCUCCCGGUCCCAGUGCUCAAGGUACAAAGCAAUAAGGAAAAUAAGCCACGUUUGUUCAGGGAGGAUUCGCUCCCAUCCAUCGCUCAGCCACUCCCUCCCUCCUUCCCUUCCUACACAGACCUUGUGCCUCCAUGUUGUAUGCUACUGAAACAGAGUGGCAACGGGGCAAAAGCCUGAGUGGGGGUCGGACUCGCUCUCCUCCUCAGCUCUGGUUGGGACAGCUACGGCCUCAAGUGGACCCCCACCCCUAACCUCACACACACACACACACACACAACAACCCUUGGCUAUCCCCCCCUUGGUUUUCCCUCCUUUAAGGAAAUCCUCAAAAGAACACUCAGGUCCUCGUGCUGGGAAGAAGUUUAUGGGACAGGAGGAGCUUGUGCUCAAAGUAUAAUGGACCCAGCUUUGCCAGAGCAAGCUGCCUUCAUCUGCUUCCCUCGCCACCUCCUGAACACAUCGCAGAAAUACACACAUCCACACUACAACCCUCAUCACUGAACGACCAAAAUGCUCCGCUACCCACUUCCUUCCCCACCCCGCCCCGCCUGUUUGUGACUCUCGACGCAUUAUGCAAAAGCACUGUGUAGAUACUGUACAGGUUGUGCCGUCUCUCUUCUUCUUCUUCCUCCCCCGCCACCCCCCCCCAGCCCCCCCGGUGCACUUCAAACCAACCAACCAACCAACUUCGGCCUUUGUUUUGUAUAAAGAAAAGGAAUGGGGGGGGGGGGGAAACUAUUUUCCUUCUUCGAGCUUAAAUUUUGUUUUGUAAAAAAAAAAAAAAAAAAAAAUUUUUACACAAUUGUGAAUUGUAGCUUUUCUAUGGGAGCGACUUAAUUUAACAGAUGAAAAUAUUUUGAAGCUUAGAUUGAAGUUACUGUUUCUUUAUUUGUUUAUUUUUUGGGGGUGUGUGUUUUGUAUCAAGUAUUAAAAUAUGUAUUUAAAACAA
Molecule: messenger RNA, 5141 nt
Organism: Elgaria multicarinata webbii
Lineage: Eukaryota; Metazoa; Chordata; Lepidosauria; Squamata; Anguidae
Gene: MBD6
Product: methyl-CpG binding domain protein 6
Exons: 13
Coding region: 291-3482 (1063 amino acids)
Cellular component (GO): nucleus; chromocenter
Molecular function (GO): chromatin binding; DNA binding
Source: RefSeq, a predicted model, not a curated record